Nyctereutes procyonoides (raccoon dog) is the source of this 1676-nucleotide messenger RNA. RefSeq names its product zinc finger FYVE-type containing 19 (gene ZFYVE19). Gene Ontology annotation, cellular component: cleavage furrow; midbody; centrosome. Gene Ontology annotation, biological process: abscission; mitotic cytokinesis checkpoint signaling. The record is from RefSeq and is a predicted model, not a curated record. NCBI's taxonomy places the organism in Eukaryota, Metazoa, Chordata, Mammalia, Carnivora, Canidae. Bases 84 to 1277 code for a protein of 397 amino acids. Gene Ontology annotation, molecular function: metal ion binding; phosphatidylinositol-3-phosphate binding. The transcript is spliced from 11 exons.
CUUAGUGAAAGUCCAAGGGUACCCGGACCUGAUUGGAGUGGUCAAGGUUUUGUGGACCCUGCGUCGCCGCGCCGGCCACGAGAAUGGAGAGUAGGUGCUACGGCUGUGCUGUCAAGUUUACCCUCUUCAAGAAGGAGUACGGCUGUAAGAAUUGUGGCCGGGCCUUCUGUUCUGGCUGCCUUAGCUUCAGUGCAGCGGUGCCCCGGACUGGAAAUACUCAGCAGAAAGUCUGCAAGCAGUGCCAUGAGGUCCUGACCAGAGGAUCUUCUCCUGCCAAUGCCUCCAAGUGGUCACCACCUCAGAACUAUAAGAAGCGCGUGGCAGCCUUAGAAGCCAAGCGGAAGCCCAAAACUCCUCAGAGCCAGGGACUGAUCCAGCAAGACCAAGUCAUCGCUGAGCGCCUAGCACGGCUCCGCCAACAGAACAAGCCCAAGUCAGUGGCCUCACAGGCGGAGAUAGAAGCCAGGCUAGCUGCACUGAGGGAUGACCCCCAGGGUUCCAUCCCUUCCACCCAGGAGGUGGAGGCACGGCUUGCUGCACUACAGGGCAGAGUUCUGCCUUCACAGACCUCCCAGCUGGCACAUCAGCCACCAGACACCAGGACCCAAGCCCAGCAGGCACAGGAUCUGCUGACACAGCUGGCAGCGGAGGUGGCUAUUGAUGAGAGCUCAGAACGAGGAGGCCCAGCUGCCUCUAUCCAGAAUGACCUCAACCGAGGGGGCCCCGGGGGCCAAAGUGCUACUUCCAAGGGGCAGGCCACUCAGUCCCUGGAAGAGGAGAAGAGCAGGCUGCUGGCCCAAGCAGCCAUUGAGCUGCGGGAAGAGAACACAAGGCAGGAGAAGAUCCUGGCGCUCGCCAAGCGCUUGGCCGUACUGCAGGGACAAGACCCUGACAAAGUGACCCUCCAGGACUAUCACCUCCCAGACAGUGAUGAGGAUGAGGAGACGGCCAUCCAGAGAGUUCUGCAGCAGCUCACUGAAGAAGCUGCCCUGGAUGAGGCAAGUGGCUUUAACAUCCCUGUGGAGCCUGCUGUCCGAGCUCGGGCCCAGUCCUGCAGGGCAGAGCCUGAGGUGGAGGCCGUGACCACCAGGCCUGAGGCUGAGGAAGAAGAGCUCCCCUGGUGCUGCAUCUGCAAUGAGGAUGCCACCAUGCGCUGCGCUGACUGUGACGGGGACCUCUACUGUGCCCGCUGCUUCCGGGAAGGCCACGAUGCCUUUGAACUUAAGGAGCAUCAGACGUCUGCCUACUGCCCCCCGCAUGGAGGCCAAGAGCACUGAGGAAGCCAGGCAGGCAAGCCCACAGGCAGUCAUGCAGGCCAGUGCACCUGCCCCUGAGCCCAGCCUCAGGGCACCCAAUGGAGGAGUGCGUCAGGCUAGACUGCUUGUGGAUGUGCCCUUUCCUGAGCCUCAGUGUCCCCAGAAGGAGGAAGGAUUCUCUAUUCGAGAUAAUAACUGGGGGGGAGCCAGAGGGAAAGCAGGAGUCAGGAGCCCUCCAACAGCCAAGUCUGGACUGAGAGUGAGGCAUGGUGGGGAAAGAUGAGACUGAAUCUAAGGGUGAUGAGCCUUGAAGCUUGGUCAAGGGCCUAGGGCUCUUCCCUGGGACUUAGUGGAUCUAAUAAAAAAUGUUGACUCCUUGAACCCAGCAUCUCUUAUCUCUAGAACCCUGUGGACUCUAAG